CUCAUAGCGUAGACAGACAAAAAACAAGCCGUUCAAGAUGAAGGCAUACAUGUACGACAACGUGCCAGGUGACCAGCGUCUGCCUCACGACUCUGGCCGCCAGGUGACGGCCGAUGAUCUGGCCAGCCUGGGCGUGCACUACCAUCGCUUCCCCGAGACCAGCGAGGUGGAUGCCCUGGCUGUCGAGCGCGGCUACAAGAACCGCGACGAGAUUGUCGUGUCGCCUGAGAAGAUGGGCGACGUGUACGAGGACAAGGUCAAGAUGUUCUUCAACGAGCACCUGCACGAGGACGAGGAGAUUCGCUACAUCCGCGGUGGCCAGGGCUACUUUGACGUCCGCAACAAGGGCGACGAGUGGGUGCGCAUCCAGCUGGAGAAGGACGACCUCAUCAUCCUGCCCGCGGGCAUCUUCCACCGGUUCACCACUGAUGAGUCCAACUAUGUGCAUGCCAUGAGACUCUUCAAGGAUGAGCCAAAGUGGACGCCCUUGAACCGUGCUCCAGAGCUGGACGGCAACGAAUUUCGUAAGGGCUAUGUCAGCCAGUUUCUCAACUAGAGGCGGCUCGGUGUAGCCGAUAGAGAAGCAAAGUAAAAAAAAAAUUAUAGUACUGGAUAGCUAGUAUUUUAGAUGCUGAAUAAAAUGCGAAAAACUAUUACCAAGCCAUUACUUCGC
Molecule: messenger RNA, 673 nt
Organism: Trichoderma virens Gv29-8
Lineage: Eukaryota; Fungi; Ascomycota; Sordariomycetes; Hypocreales; Hypocreaceae
Exons: 3
Coding region: 38-556 (172 amino acids)
Molecular function (GO): acireductone dioxygenase [iron(II)-requiring] activity
Source: RefSeq, a predicted model, not a curated record